AUGGCGCCCUCAUAUGCUGGCAUGUCGGGCAGGCCACUGUCGCUGGCUGUAUCGACUGUUGCCACGAUGGGUUUCCUACUCUUUGGAUAUGACCAGGGUGUCAUGUCUGGUAUCAUCAGUGACAAUGCUUUUGCCAACGUCUUUACUGCUACCAAAGAUGAUGCUACUAUGCAAGCUCUUGUGACUGCUGUGUACGAACUUGGUUGCUUGGCGGGUGCCAUUUUCGCCCUUCUUUUCGGUGAUCGCACUGGUCGACGCUGGAUGAUCUUUUCCGGUGCUAUCGUUAUGAUCGUCGGUGUCAUCAUCCAGGUUACUUCAUUUGUUGKACACAUCCCUCUUCUGCAGUUCUUUAUUGGCCGUGUCAUCACCGGUAUCGGAAACGGGAUGAACACUUCUACCAUUCCUACAUACCAGGCCGAGUGCUCUAAGACAAGCAACCGUGGUCUCUUGAUCUGUAUCGAAGGCGGUGUGAUCGCCAUUGGUACCGCCAUUGCAUACUGGAUUGAUUUCGGCGCUCACUAUGGCCCCGAUGAUCUUGUCUGGCGUUUCCCCAUUGCAUUCCAGAUCUUCUUUGGUCUCGUCAUCGUCGUCGGAAUGUUCUUCCUUCCCGACUCCCCUCGCUACCUUAUCUCCAAGGAUCGCAUCCAAGAGGGAGAGUACGUCCUUGCUGCUCUGGCAGGCCGCGAGGUCCACGAUCAUGAAACCCAGAUUCAGAAACAAUUGGUCAUUGACUCCAUCAGAGCUUCUGGUUCCGGUCAGAAGACCAGAUUUAGAGAUCUUCUCACUGGCGGCCGUACCCAACAUUUCCGCCGUAUGCUCGUCGGCUCCUCUUCUCAAAUCUUCCAGCAGCUCGGAGGUUGCAACGCUGUGAUCUACUAUCUCCCUGUCUUGUUGAAGGAGUCUCUGCACCAGAGCAAUGACAUGGCCCUGCUGAUUGGAGGCAUUACAUGA
Messenger RNA from Aspergillus pseudoviridinutans, 951 nucleotides. RefSeq lists its product as uncharacterized. Gene Ontology annotation, biological process: carbohydrate transport; transmembrane transport. Gene Ontology annotation, cellular component: membrane. The record is from RefSeq and is a predicted model, not a curated record. The transcript is spliced from 4 exons. The coding region runs from base 1 to 951 and encodes 316 amino acids. NCBI's taxonomy places the organism in Eukaryota, Fungi, Ascomycota, Eurotiomycetes, Eurotiales, Aspergillaceae. Gene Ontology annotation, molecular function: carbohydrate:proton symporter activity.